Messenger RNA from Panicum virgatum (switchgrass), 2809 nucleotides. RefSeq lists its product as uncharacterized. The transcript has 3 exons. Bases 1660 to 2709 code for a protein of 349 amino acids. Gene Ontology annotation, molecular function: nucleic acid binding. NCBI's taxonomy places the organism in Eukaryota, Viridiplantae, Streptophyta, Magnoliopsida, Poales, Poaceae. The record is from RefSeq and is a predicted model, not a curated record.
GGCUGCCCAAUUACAGCCAACACACAGAAAUCAUGGGAAGGACUCUCCUCUACCGAUCUUCACAUCAUAAAGGCAUGAACAGAGCAAGAACUAAAUGGGAACUCAAGUAGCAGAGGUAUGUGCUCAUCUUCAUGCAUAUGAGUGGUUCUUUCUUAGUCUAGUUGAUCCAAGAACCAGAGCCACCUAGCUCUAAGAUUGAAUCCUCUAAAGUUUCAAUUUCAAGACAAGAAGUUCCUGUUAACAUAUAUGAUCAUGCUUUUAUGUUUAAGAUCAAGUUCUUCCUAUGAAUAAGCCCUAAUUCACGUCCUGUGCAAGCAAAUCAUAAUCAUUUUCAUGUUUAUCUUUCAAUUGCUCAAGCAUGUUCAUUGAGUUCAUGCUUAAUUAGAUAAAGUUCUAGCCCUAAUCAAGCAUGUGCGCCGCAUCAGAGAGCCAAUUGGGCUCUAGGGUUUCGGUUUAACUGUUUAAGUACUACUCCCUCCUUCCUUGUUUGUUAGGCGAACGGAGGGGGAGCCCAGAGACCAAGGUAGAUACGUUGAACCAGCCACGUCGCAGCCUCGUCGCUGGUUUCCCACGUACGCCCGGCAGCCUCGUCGCUUCGAUUCUCGACAACAACAACUGCGCUAUUUUUUCUCUCGCCAAAAUCUUUCCCAACAGUUCACGCCAUAACAGAUCAAAUUUUCCCUUGCCAAAUCCAAACCCAAACCCACAACCGCGGCGCCUAUUUUUCCCCUCGCCAAAUACUUCCCCAACCGCGCGCUCGUACCUUCUCAUGGUACCUCAAAUCUGACCGAAACUUUGAAUUUCAUCUAGAGUUUUCAAACCAUGCCAAAGCAAAUGGAAUUCAAGUGUAUAAAUAGGCCUGCCGAGCUAUCCUGUUCCCAUCGCCACUCCCUUUCUUCAGCUCCAAUUAGCCAUGGCAGAUCCACACCCAGUUCGUGGAAUCGAUCUCAAUGUUCCAGGGUCUGAAAAUGAUCCUGAAGAGGACGGUCAGGUUCUGGGGCAACCUGUUGUCCAGGUUUUUAUAAGUAACCCGAUUGACUGGGAUCAGGUGCAAGAGGAUUUUUUUGAUUUGGGCAACCCCAUAUUUUUUCAUCAACCUGAAGAAGGUUGUUCCAUUACUUCAAGUUAUGUCUUUGUUUUGCUCUUUUUUUGGUCGUUAAAUAGUAUGUCAAAUUCGUAGGAGAUUAUUAAGAUUAGGGCACUGGAGAAGAUGUAGAAGCUCACGGCGCGGGAGAAGAUGCACCAGCUCAGGGCGCUGGAGAAGAUGAACGAGCUCCUGAUGCUGGUGGAGAUGGACGCCACAGUGGCCAGGGAUCAGUACUGCCUGAUCUGAAUGCAAUGCCUGAUUUAGAUGAUGGUACUGAUGACAUAUUUGAGGACCUUGGUACUAAUAUUGGUCUAGGUAGCAGCUCUGGUACAAGUAUUAGAAAAAGGAAGCAAUACAGUGAUGAUACAAAGCGAGCAGUAUACGCCAUGCUAUUAGAGGGAUCAGUGCAAGGCCAUUUGCCAGAAGGGGUGUCGUUGCAUGUGUCUUUGGCUAUGGAUGUUUCGCUGAGAUGUGUGCAGCGCAUAUGGAAUGAAGGCCAAAAAGGGGGAGGAAUACAUGCUGUCGUAAACAAGAGAGUGGGGCAUUGUGGACGUAAAAGAAUUUAACUUCCAAUGGAAUCGAUCACUGCCAUACCAUUCCAAGACCGAACAACUUUAGAAGAUCUAGCAAGGAGGCUGGGAGUGUCAAAGAGCCAUGUCCAUAAGCACUUGAAAGAAGGAAAAAUUGAACGGCACUUGAGUGCCAUCAAGCCAUUUCUUACAGAUGAAAAUAAGAAGGCACGGGUGCAGCAUGCUCUCAACAUGUUAGAACCAAGUACAAUUCCUCACCAGCCGGUCUUUAAACAUAUGUACAAUGUGAUUCAUGCAGAUGAAAAAUGGUAUUAUAGGACUAGAUCGAAUCAAAAAUAUUAUUGUGCGCCGGGUGAGGAAAGGCCUCGUCGAACUUACAAGAGCAAAAGUUACAUUGAAAAAGUUAUGUUUUUUGGUGGACAAUCUCGACCUUGGUUCAAUGAUCAGAAUGUCUGUGUUUUUUAUGGGAAGAUUGGCAUAUAUGCAUUCGUUACCACUGAACCUGCUAAAAGGAAGAGUCCUAAUAGGCCACGUGGUACUCCGAUCACAAAGCCAAUCACAUCAGUAACCAGGGAUGUAGUCAGACGGUAUCUAAUUGAUAAGAUGUUGCCCGAUAUCAAGGCAAAAUGGCCAGCUGAGGGACGCCAUGAGACAAUAUGGAUACAACAGGACAAUUGUCGAAGUCAUAUCCCAGUUGAUGAUCCUGAAUUUUGUGCAGCGGCUCAAGCUGAUGGAUGGGAUAUCCGUUUGACGUGUCAACCAGCGAAUUCCCCAGACACAAACGUGCUUGACCUUGGAUUGUUUGCAGCCAUACAGGCAUUGUUCCAUAGGAGUGGCAUGCCAAAAACCAUUGAUGAAAUUGUGAAUAAGGUUCAAGCAGCUUAUUGGAAUUUUCCAGUUGGCAGGUCAAAUAGAGUAUUCCUCACUCUUCAAGGUUGCUUACGGGAGAUACUCAAAGAAAAAGGAGGGCAACAUUAUCCUGUGCCUCACAUGAAGAAGGCAAUGUUGGAGAGAUUAGGAACGCUGCCGAAGACUUUGUCAUGUGAUCCAAUGAUUGUUCAAGAAGCAAUAGAUUUUCUAGCCUCUGUCUGAUCUUGUUUAGUCAACUUUGAAAUCUCUGAAUCUUAAUCGAUUAUGUAAGCUGUGAAUUUUGUAAUCCCUAAAUUUUAAUGAAAUUAUCAUUUGCAUCCCA